UCCUGAGCAAUAUAUGUUUUUGGCGAAAAAGACUGCAAUCUUGGCUGCCGAUUUAACGACCCCUGAUGCCAUAGUCAUCGUCGAUAGAAAAGGAAAUAUAGAGACGCUGGACAUUGACAUGAAGAAUAAGAAAAUAUAUUUUGCGGAAAAGGGAAAAGAGAUUCGUCGGGCAAAUUAUGACGGGACUUAUGAAGAAAUCGUUGUGAAGGAUGCUAAGACACGGGCAUUAACAAUUGAUUGGAUAGGACGUCGUAUAUUCUGGAGUGAUUCUUUGAAGUACAUCAUUAACGUGGCGACUUUAGACGGAAAAGACAGCAGAACGCUGAUUAAAACUCCCGGGCUUUGGGAUAUAGCAAUUGACCCCAUCGAAGGAUAUCUAUUUUGGAUUGGUCAUGAUGUUGGAAGAAACAUAAUGCGAAGACACUUGGCUACUAAAAAGGAAAAACAAAUAUAUGCUUUCAACAGAGAUGAGGAUUACUAUCUGGCUCUGGAUUACCACAGGAAGCGAGUGUACGCGUACGAGGGAAGGGGAUCAGUUAAUGUCAUAAUUGAAAUGGAUUACGAUGGUCGUAACAGCGAUCACACAACUAAUUAUGGCUCAGCUGUUCUUAGAGGAUGGAUGUCAGUGGACGUUAUUGGAGAUUCUCUUUACUGGAAAGAAAGAAGUUCACCCAUUGUCAUGAAAAUGAAUGUCACCAGUAGAGAUAUAUCUCGUUAUAUUCCGUUACCAAAAGGCUUCAACUUGAGAAAGCUUCUCGUCGUAGACAAAGAUCGACAACCUGAAGGAAAAUGCACAAAUAUUUCAUGUAUUCACGGCCACUGUUCUAGCACAAAUAGCUCAGAAAUUUGUCAUUGCGAUAAGGGUUUCAAAUAUAACGGACAAGCGUGCAAAGAUAUUGAUGAAUGCGUGCCAUCUCCGUGCAAUCUUACCGGUCUGGAACGAUCAUGCAACAACACUCCAGGUUCUUACAUUUGUAUGUGCAAAAAUGGGUCCAAUUUCAAGGAAGCAAGAUGUGCAGCCAACUCUGAACUGAAAAUCAGAUUGAAUGGUUCAAGUGACAAUAUGAGUGGAAGAGUGGAAAUCUAUCAUCCAACACUUGGCUGGGGCACAGUCUGUGGUGUCUUCAUCCACAAUCGUAGUCUUAGAUAUUUUGGCAUUACUGAAGGUAACGUCACCUGUCGUCAGUUGGGUUUUUCUGGAGCGACCAACAUCAGACCCUUGGCUCACUAUGGCAAAGGAAGUGGUCCUGUAUUGCUUUCUCAUGUUCAAUGCUCUGGUUAUGAAUCAUUCAUCUGGGAUUGCAGUCAUAAUGGAUGGAAUAAUCCUCCCUCGUACUGCGACCAUCGUGGUGAUGUCGUUGUGGAUUGCUACUGAGAUCGCAAUCAUUCAAAGACACUGGGUUAGAUAAUAAACUAGAUUUUCUUGCCGCUUACAUAGUUAAUAAUAUAUGGUCUGAAAUUUGACUAAACGGCCGAGCUUCAAUUGCUUUAAUAAGAUAAAAAGGAGUUGGGACGCGACUGCAGAAAACAACGGCGACGUCUAGGAUAAAAUAUCGGUACUGCGUGACAUGCGACCACUGCACACUAACACAUCCCAAGACACCAAUGACUGGUCUAAACAUAAAUAUCUUACUAAAAACAUCACUGAAAUUAAAUUAUUUCAUACUAAAAAUAUUACAUACUGCCCAUAUGACAUAAAUAUACGUAUAAUCAAUGCAUCUUUUCAUUGGUUUAAUCACAAAGAAAAUUUAAUAGGCCGCGGGUUUCGUCCGCUGUAAAAGAGAUAUAAAACAAGAUUGAAUCCAAAAAUUAAAAUUCUGAUAUAUUUCAGCUUGAUUAUGCUCAU
Molecule: messenger RNA, 1846 nt
Organism: Dendronephthya gigantea
Lineage: Eukaryota; Metazoa; Cnidaria; Anthozoa; Malacalcyonacea; Nephtheidae
Product: pro-epidermal growth factor-like
Exons: 5
Coding region: 14-1375 (453 amino acids)
Cellular component (GO): membrane
Molecular function (GO): calcium ion binding
Source: RefSeq, a predicted model, not a curated record